GGUCUUUUCCCUACUGAUCAGGACCAGAAGGCCAAGAGGAGAGCCAUAGACAAUAUAUAUAUACAUACAUAUACAGAGACCAGUACUGCUAUCUAUACACAUACCUGCUGCUCUGUGGUCCAUUAAUCCAUCUCUUGGACCCAAUGUUUUGUACCUGAUUUUGAGGCGUGGUUGUUUGUGUUCGUUUCACCCGUUAGUUGCCGCUUUUUCCUCCGCUUUUGCCGUUAUGGGAGCGUUUCUGGACAAGCCCAAGACUGAGAAGUACAAUGAGUCGAACGCGGGCGGGGAUCUGCGCUACGGGUUGUCCUCCAUGCAAGGAUGGCGGAUUGAGAUGGAGGACGCGCACACGGCCAUGAUCGGACUGCCCAACGUGAGUGAGCGCGUGUCUUGGUUCGCCGUGUUCGACGGGCACGCCGGCUCACGCGUGUCAGCCCAUUGUUCCCAUCAUAUGCUGAACUGCAUCCUCACGCAUGACAAGUUCAAGAGUGCCAUUUUGAAGGAGAAGAGCCAGACUCAAGGCGAGUUCUUGAGCGAGAUCCAGGGAUCCAUCUUGGACGGCUUCCUCGAGCUGGACGAGAAGCUCCGCAAGAUCCCCGAGGUGGCCAACGGCGAAGAUAAAAGCGGCACCACGGCCGUGUGCGCGCUCAUCACCGAGAAGUACGUGUUGUUCUCGAAUUGCGGGGACUCGCGCGCCGUCUUGUGCAGUGCCGGCGAGCCGGCCUUGGUCACUUUGGAUCACAAGCCCUCCAACCCGUUGGAACAAGAGCGCAUUGAGAACGCUGGCGGCAGCGUCAUGAUCCAACGGGUCAACGGAUCCCUGGCCGUGUCCCGGGCCUUGGGCGAUUUUGAAUACAAAAAUGUGGAUGGCAAAGGUCCCACUGAGCAGCUCGUGUCGCCGGAGCCCGAGUUCUACAUCCGCGAGCGGUCCUUGGCCGACGAUGAGUUCUUGGUACUCGCCUGUGAUGGAGUCUGGGACGUGAUGUCCAACAAAGACAUUUGUAAUUUCGUUCGACACCGACUGUUGGUCAAGGAUGACCUGGAGGCCAUUGCCAACGAAGUUAUAGAUACGUGCCUGCACAAGGGAAGUCGCGAUAAUAUGAGCAUACCCGGUGCUCCCAAACCCAACCAGCAAUCCAUAGACGCCGAGACCGCCGUGGACAACAAAUUGAAGGCUCGAAUGAAGGAACUCGCUGACGAAGACGGAUCCGGGGGAUUUCAAGCCAUAUGUCAAAAGAUGAGCGAAGAAUCGUGGGAAGGACUUCCGCCAAGUGGCGAGCUGUUUGCCAAGCGAUCAAUGUUGGAAGAAGAAUAUAAGUUGAGCUAUCCAGAAAAGCACUCCGAAGAGGUGUCUCCAUGCCCCCAUCCCAUGGCAUCUCUCCUGUACACAAAUGCCAAUCAAUCUCCUAUUCAAAAUGACAAAUGAUAUCUCACGACAAUUAAAAUCUACCAUUAACGCAAGAAAAAACAUCGCUGUAAGGAAUCAUUGCCAUUGAUCGAGGAAAGUUUUUACAGGCGCGGUUUCGUACAGACCUACUUGACAUUAAGCGUUUGCCAACGCUAACGAACGCUGAAUAAAUUGUUAUUCCAAA
Molecule: messenger RNA, 1589 nt
Organism: Tigriopus californicus
Lineage: Eukaryota; Metazoa; Arthropoda; Copepoda; Harpacticoida; Harpacticidae
Gene: alph
Product: protein phosphatase 1A-like
Exons: 7
Coding region: 227-1423 (398 amino acids)
Biological process (GO): negative regulation of stress-activated MAPK cascade; protein dephosphorylation
Cellular component (GO): nucleus; cytosol
Molecular function (GO): magnesium ion binding; protein serine/threonine phosphatase activity; manganese ion binding
Source: RefSeq, a predicted model, not a curated record